Rhincodon typus (whale shark) is the source of this 824-nucleotide messenger RNA. RefSeq names its product zinc-binding protein A33-like. The record is from RefSeq and is a predicted model, not a curated record. Lineage: Eukaryota; Metazoa; Chordata; Chondrichthyes; Orectolobiformes; Rhincodontidae. Gene Ontology annotation, molecular function: protein binding.
AUGGGCGAGCAGAUAACGGCAAACCUUAAUUGCCAGCCGAACCCAUGCCACACAAACUCUGGAAUUGUUUCGAAGGGCUGUGCAUACGGAAGGAAGCCGGUUUCACGACGUGUUGUGCCAGCCGCUCUGACCCUGGACCCGAAAACCGCCAACCCCUGGCUCGUCCUGACCGAGGACCUGACCGGUGUGAGGGCGGGGGACCGGCGGCGAGACGUUCUGGACCUGCCGCAGAGGUUCGACCGGUGCGCCUGUGUGCUGGGGUCGGAGGGAUUCACAUCGGGGAGGCACUACUGGGAGGUGCAGGUGGCAGACAAGACAGAGUGGGACCUGGGUGUGGCUAAAGAGUCCUGCGACAGGAAGGGGAGGAUCAGACGGAUGCCCGAGGACGGCUGCUGGAGACUGAGCCUCCGGGGCGGGGACGGAUACGCGGCGUUCACCUCGCCGCCCACCAGCCUGAGCAUCGCUCCCAAGCCCGGGAGGAUCGGGGUGUACCUGGACUACGAGGGGGGGCAAGUCUCCUUUUACAGUGCGGACAGCAUGACCCACCUCCACACUUUCACCGAAACUUUCACCGAGAAAGUCUACCCCUACUUCUGCCCCUGUUUGAACGACGGGGGGAGGAAUUCGGCGCCAAUGAAAAUCUGCGGGGUUAACCCCCACUCUCUGACAUCACCUCGCCGGUCCCUAAACUCCAGCUCAGUGGACCCUUGAGGAGAGUGCACUGCCUUGCUUUAGUUCCGUUGUGUUAUCGGCUUUACGGAAACGUGUUUCACGGCCCGUCCUGUGACGACUGCAGCAAGGGUUUGAUUCCUUCAUUUCGUGGC